Leptopilina heterotoma is the source of this 1380-nucleotide messenger RNA. RefSeq lists its product as uncharacterized. Gene Ontology annotation, molecular function: microtubule binding. Gene Ontology annotation, cellular component: ciliary basal body; centriole; sperm flagellum. NCBI's taxonomy places the organism in Eukaryota, Metazoa, Arthropoda, Insecta, Hymenoptera, Figitidae. The transcript is spliced from 6 exons. Bases 1 to 1380 code for a protein of 459 amino acids. The record is from RefSeq and is a predicted model, not a curated record. Gene Ontology annotation, biological process: microtubule anchoring.
AUGAAAAUUUCGAGAAGAUAUGUACAACCGCCUCGCAUGGAAUCUUAUGCCCCAAGACAAACUUAUUCUCCGCCGAAAAAAAUUCUGGAUACAAGAACAACUUAUCAUCUCUCCUAUUUAAAUGAAAAUGAACCACAACUCCCUCGAUCUAAACCUUUUUAUCCUCCACAAAAUUUGAAUAUUUCUCCGGGAACAAUUUCAGAUGACACAACAACUAAAAUGAGUUACAAAGCCAAUUGGACUAUUAAUAGAACAAAACCGAUAAAACCAAAAAAAAUUGUUUCUUUUGAUAGAAAAAUUGUCAAUGGAGAUCCAGUGGAAUAUGUGACGACAGCGAAACACGAUUUUAUUGGGAAAAUCGGUGAAAAGCAGAAAAUGAUAAUUCCCAGUGGAAGUAUUAGAAUUAGUAAUGGAUCCUUAGACGGAAUGACAACUUCUAAAUUAUCUUAUUUAAAUCCUGGAUUUGUUCAACCGGCUGAAAUUUGCAAACCUAAAAGAACUUAUUAUCCAAAUGUCGAUCAAUCGAUUUCGAAAGACACGACUCAAAAAUUGAGUUUUCAGCCCUUUAGUUUGCCAAAAAGGGAAAUUUAUCCAUGGAGUCAAAAAUCAAUCUACAGACCACCUGAGACAUCAAUGGAAGGUCAAACGACAUAUGGAAAAAGUUUUGCGGAAGUCGAUUGUUCAAUGAAGGAAAAACCCAUUCUGCCAAGGUCAACGAAUUUCUUCCCAUCUGGUGGUGAAUUUUUCGAAAAGACAAACUAUCGUGAAACUUUUCAGCCACGCAAUUCACAGCCAGUCGUUCCAAUAAUUCCUUGCAGUAAUAUUUCCUUCUCUGCCAAACAAAUGUCCAGUGAUACAACAACCAAGUUAAGUUAUCAACCGGUUCGAGCGGAAAAACGUCUGGCAAUUCUUCCACGUCAUGGAAAAGUGAUUGAGGAUGGUCCAAUGCACUGUGAAACUACAACAAGUCAUGAUUUUACAUUGAAAAAUUUAUCAAAGGUCAAUGUUAUCAUUCCUUCGAAUAAUAUCAAAAUUGUCAAUAGACCGUUUGAGGGAAAAACGACCACGUCAUUGUCUUUUGUCAAUCCUGGACUGAUAAUGCCUGUACCAAGUUUCAAACCUGACGCUACAUAUAAUAGACUCGACGCUAAAGUAGAAGGUGACACGGUGAAUAAAUUAUCGUAUCAAACGUGGGAAAUUCAACCGAAAGAGGACUUUCCUUGGGCACGUCAACGUCGAUAUGAACCACCAAAAAAACCAAUGAUCGGUGAUUCGAUAUAUCACAUGAGUUAUCCAGUUCCUGGUUACUACAUUGAAGACUCUGGAAAAAAAUCUACCACUAAAAAUCAAAUUAAUUCACAAAAAGUAUUAGCUACUUAA